Molecule: messenger RNA, 2117 nt
Organism: Hemiscyllium ocellatum (epaulette shark)
Lineage: Eukaryota; Metazoa; Chordata; Chondrichthyes; Orectolobiformes; Hemiscylliidae
Product: keratin, type II cytoskeletal 8-like
Exons: 8
Coding region: 2-1174 (390 amino acids)
Cellular component (GO): keratin filament
Source: RefSeq, a predicted model, not a curated record
CAUGGCGAACAGCAGCAUCGGGCUGCCCCGGGCGCACAGCCUGAGGAGCGUGCCCCGGACCUUCUCUGUUCCCUCCUCCAAUUUACUGAAUGACGGCCCCCGGGCGGAGAUCGACCAGAAACUGCGGGCGGCCCGGAACCAGGAGAAGGAGGAGAUCAAGGGGCUGAACAACAAGUUCUCGGAUGUCAUCAUGCGGGUUCGUAAGCUAGAACAGGAGAAUCAGGUGCUGGAGACACGAUGGGAUCUGCUGAAGCACACAGACACGUACAAAUCAAACGCUGACAAAAUUGUCAACAUGUUCUGCAACAAACUAAAGCAGCAGCUCGGUGAUCUGGAGAAGGAGAGAGAGCGCCUGAAGAUGCAGAUCUCACAAACACAACAAAUGGUCGAAGACUUCAAAGGGAAGUAUGAAGAUGAGAUUAACUCCCGUACUGCAAUGGAGAAUGAAUUUGUGGUCCUUAAGAAGGAAGUAGAUGAUGCCUAUUUUCAAAAGGUUGAGCUGGAAUCGAAACUGGAAUAUCUCACCAAUCUGAUUGAGUUCCUGAAGCUCCUGUAUGCUGAGGAAAUCCAAGAGCUGCAAUCACAAAUCCAAAGCACUGCUGUCACUCUCAAAGUCAACAACAAACGCCGACUCGACAUGAAACAGAUUAUUGAUGACAUCAAGCUGCAGCAUGCUGACGUCGCAGCCAGGAACAAGCACGAGGCUGAUAUCUGGUAUCAGACCAAGUUAUCAGAUCUGGAGAAUGAUCAGGCGAGACAGAACAACGACCUCAGAGAUUCAAAGAACGAGUUUGCCAAUUGCUCUCGUUAUCUGCAAAAGCUGAAGUCAGACAUUGAUGGGCUUCAGAACCAGCGUGCCUCCCUGGAGGCUAACAUCAGGGAUACAGACGAACGUGGGCAGGUUGCCAUCAAUGAGGCCAAGCAGCAUAUCCAGCAGCUGCAGGACGCUCUGCGUAAGAUUAAGACGGAUAUGGCCGAACAGAUGCGUGAGCACCAAGAAUUACUUAACGCCAACCUGGCGCUGGACAUGGAGAUUGCCACCUACAAAAAGCUCCUGGAUGGAGAGGAGGAAAGAGACGGAGUUCCAGCCAGUGGCACCAUAACCCGAGUGGUCAGCUCAUCGGUCAACCCCAAAGGAACAUUUGUCAGGAAAAGUUCAAAAUUCAUGUCUUAAGAUCAUUCGGUUUCUGUGGAUGGUUUGGAAGGGAUGGAAAUGAGAAUCAAUUUCUCUCUGAUCGAAGAGCCUAUCAGUGACAGCUCACAUGUGAAGGCCCACCCUCCACAUCAUCACCAGCAGAGAAACAGCAAGACAACAAACAGAAUCUUUCUCUCGUUCUGAUCUGAGUUUUAAUUAUCUUUGCAGUAAAGAUUGUAUAUUGAAUAAACUCUAUUUAGGGUAAUGCACUGCUGACCACUCACCAUUAUAACACUUCUUACCUGUUUAUUUUGUCUGGCUUUGCUUAGUUCUCUGUACUCUGCCCCUAUCCAUCCUAAUCCCCAAAUACAACAUCACAGACAUUUACACCCUUGCCCCUGGACCACUCUCCCUCACUCCUACCUACCCACUCUCUCCCCCACCCCCACCGACCCACUCUCUCCCCCGCUCCCAAUCCCACACUGUCCCCAUGCCCCCAUCACAAACUCUCCCCCAUCCUGUAUACCCCCUCAUCCCAAACUAUCCCUGUCUCACACUCUUCUACCUCUCCCCAUCCCAUGCUCUCUCCUUGCUCUCUGUCCCACCUUCCCCACCCCGACUCUCUGUCUCACAGUCUCUCCCCCUGCCUUACUACCCCAGCCCUACCGUCCCACUCCCCCAGACCCAUUCACUCUCUCCCCAUGUCCUCUGUCUCAUGCACUCUCUCCCCCAUGCUCCUCAAACUGUGGGACCCCCUCCCCACCCCUCUCUCCUAUCUCUAUAAGAGCUGGGUUCAAUGUUCAUUUUUGAAAAGUGCAUAAGGUAGCUACCACUUCAUGGCAAUUGUUUCUGUGCUUUCUUGUGUCCUGUACUUAUCACGUUGCUUUGAAUAUUUGUUAAAAGAGGUUUGUGGUGACGUUUGCUUGUGGUGAUGAGGGGAAAGUAUUUAUUAUUGCUGGGGGGUAUCAUGGAAUAAACUGUU